Molecule: messenger RNA, 2990 nt
Organism: Cyprinodon variegatus (sheepshead minnow)
Lineage: Eukaryota; Metazoa; Chordata; Actinopteri; Cyprinodontiformes; Cyprinodontidae
Gene: bap1
Product: BRCA1 associated protein 1
Exons: 17
Coding region: 155-2329 (724 amino acids)
Biological process (GO): ubiquitin-dependent protein catabolic process; protein deubiquitination
Cellular component (GO): cytoplasm
Molecular function (GO): cysteine-type deubiquitinase activity
Source: RefSeq, a predicted model, not a curated record
AUGAUGUCAUCUUUUGCGACCAAUUUUACCUUUUGUGUUUAUAUAGAUCUUCCUUCGUUUGUUACACGGCGAUUAGCUAUAAAACAUCUUUAGCCGCCUUUGGAUAUGGACUGGAACACAUCUUAGAUUUUAUUCUCCCUUAAAGACGUUCAAAAUGAAUAACAAAGGCUGGCUGGAGCUAGAGAGUGAUCCAGGAUUGUUUACAUUGUUGGUAGAAGAUUUUGGUGUCAAAGGCGUCCAAGUUGAGGAGAUCUAUGAUCUACAAAGCAGAUGUCAGAGUCCUGUUUAUGGCUUCAUCUUCCUGUUUAAGUGGAUUGAAGAGCGUCGAUCCAGGAGAAAAGUCAACACCUUGGUGGAUGAAACCUCGGUCAUUGAUGAGGAAAUUGUAAAUGAUAUGUUCUUUGCUCACCAGCUGAUACCAAACUCAUGUGCUACUCAUGCUUUGCUGAGCGUCCUUCUGAACUGCAGCGGAGUCGAGCUUGGUACCACCCUCAGUCGCAUUAAAGCCUUUACUAAAGGCUUCAGUCCUGAAAGCAAAGGCUAUGCUAUAGGUAAUGCCCCGGAGCUGGCCAGGGCUCAUAACAGCCAUGCCAGACCGGAGCCCAGACACCUGCCUGAGAAACAGAAUGGGAUCAGUGCAGUGCGGACGAUGGAAGCCUUCCACUUUGUCAGCUAUGUGCCAAUCAAAGACCGACUCUUUGAGCUCGAUGGGCUCAAGGCUUACCCCAUUGAUCAUGGGCCCUGGGGAGAGGAUGAGGAAUGGACUGACAAGGCUCGCCGUGUUAUUAUGGAGAGGAUCGGCCUGGCCACUGCUGGUGAGCCGUACCAUGAUAUCCGCUUCAACCUGAUGGCAGUUGUGCCUGACCGCAGAAUGAAGUAUGAGUCCAAGCUGGAAAUUCUAAAGAGGAACCGACAGACCAUUCUGGAGGGUCUGCAGAAGAUGAUCCGUCUCACUCAGCCAGAUGCUGUCCAGGAUAAGAAGCAACAAAACUCCUCCUCUCCAGAUGAAAGCACCAUCAAAAAAGAAGCAGAUGCAGAUUCAGUGGAGGAUUCAGGAGCUCAGUCCAAGGAUGGAGCUGGAAGUUCAAAGGUCAUGGGAAAACCACCAGCCACCGCAGGAGGAGGUGCUCAGCAAGUCAACCCCAUCGUUCAGCGCCUGCCCGCCUUCCUCGACAAUCAUAACUACGCCAAGUCCCCGAUGCAGGAGGAAGAAGAUCUUGCAGCUAAAGUUGGACGCCCUCGGGCAACUGGCCCCCCCCAGUCGCAGUUCUCAGACGAUGAAGACGAAUUUGAUGAGGAUGAAGAAGAAGCAGCAGGUUCUGCAAGUGCUUCCAGCAGGUUUAGACGAAAGGCAAGCCUGCGGUCCAGAGCAGGGCGUGUUGGAACUGGGAUGGAGAGCCAGAUUGCCCUCAAUGUUUUGGCUGAGAAGCUGAAGAAGGAAGCUCAAAGAAAAGAUGGCGUAAAUACCCCGCUGUCUGUGCGCACUGAAGGUCGCACCGGGGGUAUAUGCAUCACGUCCGCCUCGCAGCCUUCCCCCACACCCAGCAAUGAAAGCACAGACACAGCCUCUGAAAUUGGCAGUGCUUUCAACUCCCCACUGCGUUCCCCGGCUCGCUCCCAGGCGGCCACGCGUCCGUCCAGCCCAGUCGCUUCCCAUCUGUCCCGUGUGCUGUUCGGAGAGGAGGAAAUGUUGAGGUUGGACUCGAGGCAUAACCGGGCUGUAAGAGAACUUGGUCCAUCAGUCAGCGCAUCUCUGCUACACCUACAGGAAGAUGGAGUCAUUUAUGCUCUUCCUCCAUCUGGAGACUCUGCUGAAGGCACGAAGCCCUGCACCCCUGAGAAGGUAAAACUCAAAGUAAAAGAAGAUGAAAAAGAUGGUAUAAAAGAGGGAGAUGAGGGACCAUCUGUAGCUGUGAAGAAAGAAGAUGAGAAUGAAGAGGGAGUGGAGGUGAAACCUGGAAAGGAAAAGCUCAACGUUACAGCAUCUGGAGCAGACAGCAAGCCUCCAGGGGAUAAGUACUCUCCAAAAGAGCUGCUCGCACUACUCAAGUGUGUAGAGGCUGACAUUUCCAAUUAUGAGGUGUUUUUAAAGGAGGAAGUAGAAAAGAGAAAGAAAUUCAAGAUAGAUGAUCAGAGAAGGACUCAUAAUUACGACGAGUUUAUCUGCACAUUUAUAUCAAUGCUGGCCCAAGAAGGUAUGUUGGCCAGCCUAGUGGAGCAGAACAUUUCUGUGCGCCGCCGACAGGGAGUGAGCAUCGGACGGCUGCACAAGCAGAGGAAGCCCGAUCGAAGGAAACGCUCCCGACCUUACAAAGCCAAACGCCAGUAAUCACAAACGCUCACUAUUAGAAUGAAUGAGCACCAAGCAAUCACUGCAAGGUGAAAAGGCUGUUGCUGCACACCUUAAAAUCAUUCCUUUUAUCAGUGUUGUGCUAUAUUUUUUUACCAUUUGGAGUAUACCAUCUUUUGGCCCGUACACACAUACAGUAAAUAUUUUUCUGAGUUUUGCUUAUUUUUUACUUAGCAGCUGAUCUUUUCUACCUUUUUUUAUUUUGUCAUUGUUUAUUUCAUGGAAUAUUUGCUCAUGUAGGACAACUGUAUCAGAAUUAUUAGCUAAACGUCAAUAUUUCCUCGUGCCAAUGAAGUAUUAAAGGUUGUUUUUUGCUCAUUAUACUUUUUAUUUCAUCUUCCAGUGAAUCUCAGCAUCAAAACAUUCAGUGAAGAAACAGACUCUGUAACAUACUGUUGUCUUUUUUCAUGUUAUUUAAAACUGACAAUAUGACUGUAAGGGUUUUAAAUGCCUUUUUCUAUCUAAAGUCUUUACCUUAUUGUUUGUGUGUUUCUGGAGGUUCUGCAAAUAUAAAAAACAGGAUCUUAGAUUGAGUUAAGUUGAAUGUGUGCUGCUGCAUAUUUUUUUGUAUAUAUUUACAUGUUGAAUGCCCUGAAUAUCAAAAGUAGUUAUGUGCUUGCCACUUUAUUGCUAAAUAAAG